This is a messenger RNA of Dendronephthya gigantea, 1855 nucleotides long. RefSeq names its product girdin-like. Bases 29 to 1207 code for a protein of 392 amino acids. The transcript has 2 exons. The record is from RefSeq and is a predicted model, not a curated record. NCBI's taxonomy places the organism in Eukaryota, Metazoa, Cnidaria, Anthozoa, Malacalcyonacea, Nephtheidae.
UGUUCGUUCGGAAUGUCGAAAAUAUCUAAUGGCAAAUACUGAGCAAUAUAUUCCAAUAUUAUUGAUUUUUGAGUGUUUUCUCUUAUCCCUACACAGUCUCUACAACACUGGGAUCCUAAUUAUUCCCGCAAAUCUGAAAAUGGACAAAGGCACGAGUUCCCAACAGUCCAAGCAUGAUCAUCCACCACGUCAAUUACGAAAAGGCACCGAGAUUGCGUUACACCCCUCCGUUCCUCUUGGAAACGAAGAAGCAGCGGGUCAAAUUGCUGUGGCCGCAGCAGCAGCGGCACAAAUGAUACCAUCGAUGUAUUUUGCCAAAGGGAGAGAAAUGGGAGAAAUAUCCCAGAGAAUAACUGGUCUGAGCGAAGAGAACAACAAACUCCGGGAAAAGCUGAAGACGUUCAAAAAAGACAACACAGCAAUGAACCAAAAAAUAGGAAGUCUGGAAAAUCGAAACCAAAAGCAAGGGGAAACAAUUCGCGCUUUGGAAUCUUCCCAAGAGAAGCUGCAGAAAGAGCUCGAAAAUGUGAAGAAAGCGAAAGAGCGGCUGCGAAUCGAAAUCGAAGAGAAGACAUCGAAGUUCAGUACGGAGAAUAAGAUCCUAACCGAGAAACUGGAAGCACUGACCAAGGAUUUCGAGGAAGUUGAAAACGAAAACAAAGAAUUGAAACACACUCUGGAGGAGCUGACAAGGAGCAACAAUUCCCUGAAGGAAAUGGUUGAGUCGAUCAGAGAAGAGAAUCAACAAUUACGAGAGGACGUGGGGAGUUUGAAGACGGAACACAAGGAAAUUUCUGCUAAGAUGGAGUGCAAGGAGGUCAGGCUAGCUCUUGGUCAGGUUGCGUGGAUGCUGGAAGCAGAGAUUUGGAAAAUAGUUCUUCCUGAUCAAAAAAUGGGCGUUACCGGCAUCCUGAAAUCUAUGGAACGUUGGCUGAAGAAGAAUUCCACGACCGUGGAAGGUAAAGCAGCGCAAAAAAGAUGGGACGAGCUGAAAGUGAAACUGCAGUGGGAUGACGAAGAUCAUAAAGGGGCUUUGAGUUGUCUGAAGAAGCUACGGCUGGUAGACGCUCAUCCUGAAAACGUUGAUCUCGAAGAGGCAAGAAAACAGUUGAACGAAGGAGAUUAUGUGGCUGAAACAGACAAGGAGUCAUGCGAGGAAAUCAUCAACAUGGUGACGACUGUGAAAAUUUUGAACAAUUCUAAGUAAAGAAAACAAGCGAAUGGGCCUGAAUAUCGAAAGUACAAUAACAUUAUAAGUGGAUUAAUGACAUUUUUACUGAAAACAAUCACAAAAAACCUAUGGUGAAACAUUCUUAAAGGAAUGAAAAAAAAAGUUAUAAUAAGGAAUAAUAAGUUAUCAAGGAUUAAACCAUGCGUUUAUUUCACUUAUUAACUUAUUUUUUAUAUCCUAAAGGAUUUUAACACGUGAAUCUAACUUCCCAGAUUUUGUUGGGGUGUAAUACUGAAGAUAUCGUAACACAUUAAAAUAACGUAUGCGAGUCAGAAUAACUGUAUAACAGGGGAUAUACUGCGCAAUAAAAGACUGAAUGAUUCUCAAAUUGUUUCAUACAUGUUUUAGUUUUAAAGCAGGCAACUACAAAAACUAGACCUUGGAGUUUAUCCUGUGAAUUGUCCUAGGGAAAAGAAUCCUGUGACUGUUUUAGACAAUUACUCAUAAAAUAUGUUUCAACACAAAUUUCAAAACUUAAUAUAGGUUUAUUCAGGAUGGAUCCAGCACUAGUGCACUAAUUUGGCCCGGAAGAUCAACUUUCAACGACUUUCAAUUGACCUCGCAUAUAUGCAGGAUCUGAUUAGCAUAUAAUUUAGCCACACAAAGUUGUUAUUUUUCGCAAUU